CAGCGUUCACUGCCGUAAAAAUAAUCUUUAGUUAUCCGCUUGCAUAAAACUUUAGCACUUGCUAACCGAAAUGUCCGUCAUGGAUGUUUUACGCCCAGCUCUUAUUAAUAUAAAUGGAAGAAUAUAUCGUAGAAAUACAGUAAAAGAAGAGCAUUAUGAGGAAGAAGAAGAUUUCUCUUUCAUUGAAACGCCAGAGCGGGAGGAACUUCUUGAUGAUGAAACAUGUGACAGCUAUAACAUUGAACAAACAGAGAAAGGAUACCGCUGUGUUUUUGAUGUCCCUAGUGCUCUUUAUAAAUACAUCAUUGGGAAAAAAGGAGAAACCCGCAGACGUCUGGAGUUUGACACUAAAACGUCCAUAAGCAUCCCUAAACAAGGAGUGGAAGGACAGAUCGUGAUCACAGGGUCCCAAAAAUCUGCAGUGUCAUCAGCAGUUACUCGAGUCGAGCUUCUUGUGGAAAGUUUCCGGAAGAAACAACCUUUUACUCACUUUCUUUCGUUCCCUCUGAAUGAUCCUAAAAUUCAAGAGGGAUUUCUCAGAUUUAAAGAUGAGGUGCUGCUGCAGUGCUCUCAGGAUUAUGGAGUUGAGGAAAGCAUUUUUCAAAACCCUGCAAAGCUUCAUCUAACUAUUGGCACCCUGACUUUGCUAAAUGACAUGGAAGUGCAGAAAGCAUGCGCAUACCUGCAAGAGUGUGGAAGUUUUAUCAGGGACAUCGCAGAAGGAAAGCCUCUGUUGCUGGAAGUGACUGGUAUAGAGUAUAUGAAUGAUGAUCCAGCCAUGGUGGACGUUUUGUAUGCCAAAGUCAAUGUGAAAGGUGGAUCUGACAGGUUGCAAACGAUCGCAGACCGGCUUGUGGAGCAUUUCGCCUCUUCGGGGCUGAUGGUGCGAGAGUGGGACAGAGUGAAGCUGCACGGCACUGUGAUGAACACCCUGUUUAGAAAAGACUCCGCAGUCAAAGGAACGGGAGGAGCAGGAAGACUGACCACGACUGAAAGAGAGGCUUUCGAUGCGAGAAACAUACUAAAGAAAUAUGGUGCUUAUAGUUUUGGACAGUUUGAGCUGAACACCGUCCAACUGUCGCAGAGAUAUUCAACAGACUGCACGGGAUACUACACAGCUGCAGGGAGCAUCAGCUUCUCUUGAAGCGCAGUCUGACUGAACAUAUUUAAGAGAAAAAGAUGCCUUUGUGGAAAGGACCCAGCUGGAAAUCAUUUUUCGAGGAAUCCGCUGUUGAAUCUCUGGAAAGUUUGUCCUGUAGAUGGCAGUAAAGAGUUUGGUUUCUUCUCAUGGAAAUGACUUUUCUUCUAUAAAGGUUUCAAUCACAUUUGUUCCCUUUGAGAGUUUGAUGCAAAGAACUUUUGAUUUUUAACAAUAAAAAUUCACUGGAAAAACC
Oryzias latipes (Japanese medaka) is the source of this 1394-nucleotide messenger RNA. RefSeq names its product activating signal cointegrator 1 complex subunit 1 (gene ascc1). NCBI's taxonomy places the organism in Eukaryota, Metazoa, Chordata, Actinopteri, Beloniformes, Adrianichthyidae. Gene Ontology annotation, biological process: DNA alkylation repair; regulation of DNA-templated transcription. Gene Ontology annotation, molecular function: RNA binding. The record is from RefSeq and is a predicted model, not a curated record. Gene Ontology annotation, cellular component: nucleus.